Cyprinus carpio (common carp) is the source of this 3031-nucleotide messenger RNA. RefSeq names its product ceramide glucosyltransferase-like. The record is from RefSeq and is a predicted model, not a curated record. Gene Ontology annotation, molecular function: ceramide glucosyltransferase activity. NCBI's taxonomy places the organism in Eukaryota, Metazoa, Chordata, Actinopteri, Cypriniformes, Cyprinidae. Gene Ontology annotation, cellular component: membrane. Gene Ontology annotation, biological process: glucosylceramide biosynthetic process.
CACGCGUCAUUGGCACCCGCCCACUCACUUCAGGCAUCUGAAUGUGUGUGUGAGUGUGUGAGUGUGUGUGUUUGUGUGUGAGCGAGAGAGAUCCUCCAGCAUUAGGGCCGAACACUGAGAGGUGUCAGCGCAUCCGGACACAGGACAGCCAUGGCCCUGCUCGAUCUCGCCCUGCAAGGCUUCUCCAUCUUCGGCUUGCUCUUGUUCAUCGUGCUCUGGCUCAUGCACCUCGUGUCCAUCAUCUACGUCCGUCUGCAUCUCAACAAGAAGACCACAGAAAAGGUGCCGUACAGCAAACUGGCUGGUGUGUCGCUGCUGAAGCCCCUCAAGGGUGUGGACCCCAAUCUCAUAAACAACCUGGAGACAUUCUUUGAGCUGGACUAUCCCAAGUAUGAAAUUCUGCUGUGUGUCCAAGACCAUGACGAUCCAGCUAUCGAUGUUUGUAAAAAGCUGCUGGGCAAAUAUCCAAAUGUUGAUGCCAGGUUAUUUAUAGGGGGAAAGAAAGUUGGCAUCAAUCCAAAAAUAAAUAACCUCAUGCCAGCUUAUGAAGGAGCAAGGUACGAACUCGUCUGGAUCUGUGACAGCGGCAUUCGAGUGAAGCCAGACACUCUCACUGAUAUGGCUCAUCAGAUGACGGAGAAGGUGGGACUGGUUCACGGCCUUCCUUACGUGGCAGACAGACAAGGAUUUGCCGCCACAUUGGAGCAGGUUUAUUUUGGAACCUCACAUCCUCGUUCCUACAUCUCGGCCAAUGUAACGGGAAUCAAGUGCGUCACGGGGAUGUCGUGUCUCAUGAGGAAGGACAUCCUGGACCAAGCUGGCGGGCUGAUUGCGUUUGCCCAGUACAUCGCUGAAGAUUAUUUCAUGGCCAAGGCCAUCGCAGACAGAGGAUGGAAAUUUUCCAUGGCAACGCAGGUAGCCAUGCAGAAUUCUGGCUCGUACUCCAUUGCACAAUUCCAGUCUCGCAUGAUCAGGUGGGCCAAACUGAGAAUCAACAUGCUGCCGGCCACCAUCAUCGAGCCCAUCUCCGAGUGCUUUGUGGCCAGUCUUAUCAUCGGCUGGGCCGCCCACCAUGUGUUCCGCUGGGACAUCAUGGUGUUUUUCCUGUGCCAUUGCCUGGCCUGGUUCAUUUCGGAUUACAUCCAGCUGAGAGGAGUACAGGGCGGCCCUCCAUCCUUCUCCAAGCUGGACUACGCAGUGGCCUGGUUCAUCAGGGAGUCCAUGACGAUUCAGAUUUUCUUGUCUGCUCUUUGGGACCCCACCAUCAGCUGGAGGGCGGGACGUUACCGAUUGCGUUGCGGCGGUACAGCAGAGGAAAUCUUGGAUGUUUAAACGGCACCGUGUGCCUGGGACAAUGCACUGAUGUGUACAUGGACACAGAACUGUGAGAAGACAUGGGCACAGAUGGACAAACGAACUGCAACUUUUUUUUUUUUCUGGUUUAUUCCAACUUCUGCUAGUUUUUAACCUGUGACUUUAGCAAAUAGAUUAUUUAUGUCCUUGGUGCUUUUUUUGUUUUCUUGUGUGGUCUCUUGACAAUUUGGGACCUCGUUCUAGAUGAGCCAAAAGUUAUGAAGAAGAAGAGGCGGCGGCACUUCAGCUGUCUUCAGUAACCCUGAUAAAAACCUAAUCUAAGUUUAACUUUUUUUUUAUUUUAAAAAAAGUUGUGCAAACAUGUUUAGUGCUGGUUUAACAGCUGUCUCGUGACAUAAUCCAUUUUAUGAUGAGUUUGGAUGAACGGUACAGUUUUUAACAAUAAUAGUGAGGUGGAGAAUGACUGAAGCCUUUUAAAAUGGCUCACUUGCUUAUCACAGUGUUGCUCUCAACAUACAGCACUCUUGCCAUAUUUUAUAAAUUUUUGGACUUCUGAAUGCUCAAAUCGGAUCCACUCAGGUCCAUUUUAUGUUUACUGGACAGAGCAAUAUCUUCUGUAGAGGUUAUAAAUAGGGAAUUAUGGCAUAUUGUCGAUCGAUCCUGCAGUAUUCAAACACGAGGUUUACUCCUCAGCAUGACAUCUGCAGAUGAAAUUUAGUGCCAUUUAUUGUUAUAAUUUUGGCAACUUUAAUGCCGACACCAUGGCUUUUCUUCAAGCUCUUUUAUCUUCCCUUGCUUCGUUCUCUGCAGUAGUUGCUCUCGUACCAGGAUCAGAGUUUGCUAAAACACAUUUCCUGCCCUGCUGUUGUUUGUUUGUUUGAGAAGCUGUCAGUAUUUUCCUGAUGUUUGACUGGAUAUAAAUGCAUAAACUGUCUGAUCAUUUCAUCCGAUGCCAUUUCAGUUAGCUGAUUAAACCAGAUUCUGUUGACGAAAAGAGUUUGAGAAGUUCAAGUUUACUCUGUUUUUUGAGUUGAAACAAUUUGGCAUGAGUGCAUGCACAAUUAUUAAAAAAAAAAAACUCCUGGCAAACUUCUGCAUUUACACUCUGAUACAUUUCAAAAUAUGACAGUCGCACAGUGUGCUAUUUGGAUCUACUCAGUCAUUCACCAUCAACAUCAUGGCGCUGAUCGUGAAGAACCCAUGCCAGCACUGGCAGUAUUGUUUCACUGAUACUACUCCACUCAUUCAGCUGAACCGUUCAAGCCUUGUUGUUAUUUUAAAAGCAUUAUAUGUGAUUCAGGAAAAACACAUUUGCUUGAGCCGUGUGCAUGUGUCUUCAUAUUCCAUCAGCUGCCAUUUAGGAUGUUAUAAACACUGUUUUAGCCCAAUGCCAAACCCUGCAUUGUGAUUUUGUUCUGGUGUUGGUUUGUUAUUUCUAAUUUGAAUACAUCUGAUUUUGGUCUACUAUUGAACACUUUGGGCUGACUAUUAGAAAUAAACGUAUGUUUUUGUGCAUGAGGCCACGAAAUGAAUGCCAUUUGUUCGAACCAUGGCAGUUAAUUGAAGUAUUAACAGUUAGGGAGCAAUCAAUUAGCAAUAAUCAUAUACAUUAUUAUUAGUUUUACUGUAUUCAGGCUGUGAAACGAAAGCAAGCUUCCAAACCCAUUUUCUUGUCCAGUUGUGGUAAAAUAAACAUUUCAGAUUUUGUUGACCUUGA